AUGGCCCCUCUAUCUCUCCGCGUUCUUGGACUUAACUCCGGCACCUCCAUGGACGGUGUCGACUGUGUCCUCUGCCACUUCACCCAGGAGACCCCCUCAUCUCCCCUUCACAUGAAGAUCCUCAAGUACGACGACAUUGAGCUCCCCCAGUCCAUCAAGAAGCCUGUCUUCCGUAUUAUCCGUGAGAACACCACCACCCCCGAGGAGCUCUGCCAGAUCAACGUCCAGCUCGGUGAGGUCUUCGCCGACGCUGUCGAGGAGUUCUGCAAGCGCCACGGAUUCGACCUUGAGAAGGACAUCGAUGUUAUCGCCUCCCACGGGCAGACCAUCUGGCUCCUUUCCAUGCCCAACGAGGGCCAGACUCGCUCCGCGCUCACCAUGGCCGAGGGUACCAUCCUCGCUGCCCGUCUCGGAAAGACCGCCGUCACCGACUUCAGAAUCUCUGAGCAGGCUGUCGGCCGCCAGGGAGCUCCCAUGAUCGCCUUCUUCGACGGUCUCCUCCUCCAGCACCCUACCAUCCCCCGUGCUUGCCAGAAUAUUGGUGGUAUUGCCAACGUCUGCUUCAUCCCCCCUACCUCUGAGGAGAACGGUGGAAUGAGCGGAAUCUACGACUUUGACACUGGCCCAGGAAACAUGUUCAUUGACUUCGCCAUGCGUCACUACACCAACGGCGCCCAGGAGUACGACAAAGAUGGUGUCUUCGGUGCCGCCGGAACUGUCUCUGAGGAGAUUGUCGCCGAGUACCUCAAGAGCCUCUCCUACUUCGACCAGCCCCCACCAAAGACCACCGGCCGUGAGCUCUUCGGUGACCAGCAGGCUUUCGAGCUCAUCCAGCUCUGCGAGUCCCGCGGUCUCUCUCCUCAGGACACCGUCGCCACCAUCACCCGUAUCACUGCUUGCGCCGCUGUUGAGGCCUACCGCAAGUACGGACCCAAGAACGCCGACGGUACUAUCAAGUGCAAGGAGGUCUACAUGUGCGGUGGUGGAGCCUACAACCCCAACAUCUGGAAGUACAUGGAGUCUCAGUUCGCAGCUGAGGGUGUCAGAUUCACCAUGCUCGACGAGGCCGGUGUCAACGGUGGUGCCAAGGAGGCCAUCACUUUCGCUUUCCAGGGUAUGGAGGCUAUUCUCGGACGUCCUUUGGUCGUUCCCCAGCAGGUUGAGACCAGGACCGAGACUGUCGUUGGAAAGGUUUCUCCUGGACGCAACUACAGGGAGCUCAUGAAGAUGUCUGUUGCUUUCGGUGGUGAUGUUGAGGGUGAGUACCUUCCUGCCGUCAGGCAGAUGGUUCUUAACUCUACUGCUUAA
This is a messenger RNA of Morchella importuna, 1308 nucleotides long. RefSeq lists its product as uncharacterized. Gene Ontology annotation, molecular function: ATP binding; phosphotransferase activity, alcohol group as acceptor. NCBI's taxonomy places the organism in Eukaryota, Fungi, Ascomycota, Pezizomycetes, Pezizales, Morchellaceae. Gene Ontology annotation, biological process: amino sugar metabolic process; peptidoglycan turnover. The transcript has 2 exons. Bases 1 to 1308 code for a protein of 435 amino acids. The record is from RefSeq and is a predicted model, not a curated record.